Pyricularia grisea is the source of this 416-nucleotide messenger RNA. RefSeq lists its product as uncharacterized. Lineage: Eukaryota; Fungi; Ascomycota; Sordariomycetes; Magnaporthales; Pyriculariaceae. The coding region runs from base 165 to 416 and encodes 83 amino acids. Gene Ontology annotation, biological process: mitochondrial respiratory chain complex II assembly. Gene Ontology annotation, cellular component: mitochondrion. The record is from RefSeq and is a predicted model, not a curated record. The transcript has 2 exons.
GGUUCAAAGUCAAUGUUGAGACCGAUGAUUAAUGGAUUGGCGGUGUCAUAGUUUUCAUCUUUGAAAAGAAAUAACUCGAAUGAAAUGAGUUGAUAAUUCAUUACUCUUUGUUUCUUUUAUUUUCCCAACAGAGCUCACCGGACUGCAGAAUAUUAGUCGACACAAUGAGGCUUUCAGGGUUGCAGAAGGAAGUCUUGUCGCUAUACCGGAGUACACUCCGUGAGAUUCGAAAGAAGCCCGAGCAACGGCGAUUCAAGACCACUCGGCAACACUUUCGUGACUUUGCGAGAGCCGAGUUUGACAGGAAUCUGGCCAUCGACAAGCGUGAUUUUGCAGCUGUCGAAUAUCUUCUUCGCAAGGGCCGCCGUCAGCUUGAAACAUACUCUGCACCUGGGAUCAAAGAUAUCAGGCGAUGA